AUGUGGAGAAUCGGAGACUACAGCGUUCGGCUCGGUCGCCAGGCCGGCACCAACAACCAGGGCGUGGAGGCGACGGCCCUCGGCAACAGGGCCGGCGAGACGAGCCAGCAUGAGCACGCCGUAGCCAUCGGCCACAGUGCAGGCAACACGAACCAGGGCCUGGACGCCGUGGCCAUGGGGUACAGCACAGCAUACAAUAACCAGAGCGAGGGCGCGGUGGCCAUUGGACGGAAUUCUGCAUAUGUCAGUCAGGGGGCUGAGUGUGUGGCCAUCGGCUCGGGUGCUGCCCACACGAGCCAGGGGUCCGACGGGAUCGCCAUCGGGUCGAGUGCGGGGCGGGACGCCCAGGGCAGCUUUGCGAUUGCCCUCGGCCGCGAGGCCGGCCAGACCAGGCAAGCGGCCAACGGCAUCGCGCUCGGGCGACGGGCCGGCUACACAAUGCAGGGCCAAGCGGGCGUGGCGGUGGGCAGCUCGGCGGGCAACGCCAGCCAGGGCGAGUAUGCGAUAGCCAUUGGGGACAACGCCGCCAGCUCUAUGCAGGGCGUCUACAGUGUAGCCAUUGGCAAUGUUGCUGGGCGCACAGGCCAGGGCAAGAGCGCCGUAGCGGUGGGGCGGAGCGUCGCUGAGUCCGCACAGGGCGACCUCGCGACGGCCGUGGGGGCGUACGCCGGGCAGGAAAUCCAGGGCGGCGCUGCAGUAGCAGUUGGCAGCUCGGCUGGCAAGACACAGCAGGGGGCAAAUGCUGUGGCGGUGGGCUACGGCGCUGGCCAGUCGCAGCAGGGGGCCAAUGCGGUCGCAAUUGGAAGCCAGGCGGGCGCGUCGUACCAGGCGGAGGGCAGCAUUGUGCUCAACGCCAGCGGGAAGGCACUGGACGCCCCUGAGAGCGGCCUGUACAUUGAGCCGGUUCGGGAAAACGUGUCCGACUUUACUCUGUAUUAUGAUACGGACACAAAGGAGAUCACCUAUGGCGAGACCUUGACCCUGCCCGACGGGGGCGUAGAUGUCGCAUCGGGGGCCUGUGUGUCUGACUACCUGCGAUGGAACGGCACUGCGUGGGUGUCGGGGGGCUCGAAUGUGGCGCUGGCCUGUGGCGCGGGGGGCACGAACCAGGGCUCUGGGGCUGUGGCCGUGGGAAAAGGCGCAGGCCGGGAGACCCAGGGCGGCUCUGCUAUUGCCGUGGGCGACUCGGCGGGCGAGUCGCAGCAGGGUGAAUCAGCCGUGGCCGUUGGCAACGGUGCGGGACAGUCGCAGCAGGGGGCCAAUGCGGUCGCAAUUGGGAGCCAGGCGGGUGCGUCGUACCAGGCAGCAGGCAGCAUUGUGAUCAACGCCAGUGGCAAGACACUGAACGCUGCGGCCAGCGGUCUGUAUAUGGACCCGAUCAGAAAAUCAGGCUAUACGAAUGGCGUUCUGUACUACGACGCGACCACAAGGGAGAUUACGUAUGGCGACCCUAUAGUGCCAGAGGAGGGUGGUGGUCUCGAUGUGGGCUCUGGGACCUGUGUGUCGGACUACCUGCGAUGGAACGGCACUGCGUGGGUGUCGGGGGGCUCGAAUGUGGCGCUGGCCUGUGGUGCGGGAUCAACGGACCAGGGUGAUGGCGCUGUCGCGAUUGGACAGGACGCUGGCACCUCAAGCCAGGGGGUCGGUGCGGUGGCGCUGGGGCAGGACGCUGGCUCAACGAGCCAGGGGGUCGGUGCGGUCGCGAUUGGGCAGGACGCUGGCUCAACGAGCCAGGGCGGCGCCUCGGUCGCGAUUGGGCAGGACGCUGGCUCAACGAGCCAAGCCGAGAGCGGCGUUGCGAUCGGGUCGGCGGCCGGCGAGACGAACCAAAAACCGUUCGCGGUGUCACUGGGGGCUGAGGCCGGGCAGACGACUCAGGGGCAGAACGGGGUUGCGCUCGGGUACCGGGCCGGCAACUCGGACCAGGGCAUCAACGCCAUCGCCAUUGGCUAUCGGGCUGGCGAGACCAAGCAGAGCACGGGCAGCAUCUCGAUCAAUGCCAGUGGACUGGCACUGAAUCCCACUAGUCAGGGGUGCUACAUCAGUCCCGUUCGCAAUAUUAACAUGAGCGACAAUGUCCUGUACUACAACACUGUCUCCAAGGAGAUUGUCUACGGCGACCCGAUCAAAGAAACGGAGCCCGGGGACUUUGUGUCGGACUACCUGAGGUGGAAUGGCACAUUCUGGGUCAACGGGGGCGAAGAGGUCGCGCUUGGCGGCGGAGCCGGCUCGUACAGUCAGGGGGACGCGGCGGUGGCUGUUGGGAAGAACGCCGGCAAGACGGGGCAAGGAGCCAAUGCGGUGGCAAUCGGCAACUCGGCGGGCGAUCUGAAUCAGACGGCCGGCAGCAUCGUCGUCAAUGCCAGCGGGCUGCCGCUCAAUGCGCCCGAGCAGGGGCUGUAUGUGGACCCCAUCCGCAAUGCGGGUGCCACGCCGAACGCGCUGUACUACGAUACUGAGCUGAAAGAGGUCGUGUACGGUGCAGCUAGUGUCAGCGAGGGUGUUACUGAUGGCGGGUGUGUAUCCGACUACCUGCGCUGGGAUGGAACAGACUGGGUGCGUGGGGCGGACAAGGUGGCCAUUGGCUGCGGCUCGGGGGCCAUUGACCAGGGUGCGGACUCGGUGGCCAUUGGCAAAAACGCUGGUGCAUCAGGACAGGGUUCGUCCUCUAUCGCAAUGGGACUGGGUGCUGGUACGACAAACCAGGGUGCGGCCUCGGUGGCGAUUGGCAACAACGCUGCUGCAACGGACCAGGCCGAGGACUCUGUGGCGAUUGGUACAUCGGCGGGACAAACGUCACAGGGUAUUGGAGCCGUAGCUCUCGGUCCUUCAGCGGGAUCAACCUCUCAAGGCAAUGGAACUGUCGCCAUUGGUGUUCGUUCAGGGGAGAUAAAUCAGGGCAUGCAGGGGAUCGCUAUAGGACUAGAUUGUGGCAUAACAAAUCAGGGUGAAUGGUCGGUUGCCAUCGGGCCCGAAGCCGCCGAAGAGAAUCAAGGUACAAAAUGUGUCGCAGUGGGACGUGAAGCAGGGCGAUUUGGUCAGGGUGAUGAUGCGGUUGCAUUGGGUUACCUAGCCGGUAAGACUUCCCAGGGAUUACGCGGCGUAGCAAUAGGGUCGUACGCCGGUGCGUUUAAUCAGGGUGCUGGAAGCAUUGCUAUUGGUGCGAAUGCGGGAAUGGCAGAUCAGCACGAAAAAACUAUAAUACUCUUCGCAAACGACGGAGACAAAGAUGGAGAACGUCUUUAUUCAACACAGUCUGAUUCAUUCUUCGCCUCCAGCAUCCGCAACGCUGCGGGCCCACACGCGCUGACCUACAAUCCCGCCACCAAGGAGAUCUCGUACUCCACGUCCAACUCGGAGACCAAGGAAAACAUUGUGCCAAUCGACAACUCGUUUAUUCUAGCGCUCGAGAACCUCCCCGUCUACCAGUUUAACUACAAGAACAAGAACAAGUACCUUGUGGACUCGGAGCAGCCAGCGGCGGUAAGCUUUGCAGAUUGGGCGGCAGAGCACGACGAGAUCGACGACGACGACAGGGGCGCGUACGAGGCGUACCUUGAGGAGCAGGCGUCAAGCUAUGUCCCCCCGGUGCCUGUCGAAAAGGAGGAAACGCACUUUGGCAUGAUGGCCGACGAAGUGCAGGCGCUCGCCCCCGAGCUCGUGUACGAUGACCUGGACGGCAAGGCGCACGACAUUAAAUGGAACAGCAUCAUUUCACUCCUAGUACUGCAGUGUCAGCUGCAGGAGAAGCGGAUCGACGAGCUAGAGUAUCGCUUGUCGUAUGAAGAUUAA
Messenger RNA from Sphaeroforma arctica JP610, 3792 nucleotides. RefSeq lists its product as hypothetical. Lineage: Eukaryota; Ichthyosporea; Ichthyophonida. The record is from RefSeq and is a predicted model, not a curated record. The transcript has a single exon. The coding region runs from base 1 to 3792 and encodes 1263 amino acids.